AUGGUCUUGGUCAGAAAACCACCACAGCUACAAUUAAAGGCACUAAGAUCGACAGCUGUAGAAUCCGGCCUGCCAGUCGGGGGGAUCAAGAGCGAAUUGGUUCUCCGGCUGCGAGACGCAGCCAGGAAAUUCACGCCUGUGCCGGCGAACGCGCGCAUCCUUAGCAUCGACCUGGGCAUCAAGAACUUUGCCUAUAGCCUCAUCACAUGGACCAAACUCUCCACACAAAGACACAGCGAGACACCGCAGUGGCCCGGCCGGCUCAAGGUCUUGGUCCACGAAUGGAAGGUCGUGGACCUCGCCCAGGAGGCCGAGGCCCAGGCGUUGGCCGCGACCGGAACCACGCAGGCGGCCGUCUUCGACCCGGAGUCGUUGUCGAAACUGGCGCUGAAGCUGGUCAACGACCGGCUGCUGCCGCUGCAGCCAACGCACGUGCUGAUCGAGCGGCAGCGCAACCGCAGCAGCGGGUCCGCGGCCGUCACCGAGUGGACGCUGCGCGUGAACAGUCUCGAGUCCAUACUGUACGGCAUCCUGGUGACGCAGCAGCAGCAGCAGCGAGGCGACGGCGCCGGCGCCUUUGACGCAGGCGCCAUCAUUCCCAUUCUGUCGCAUCGAGUCGGGUCUUAUCUGGACCGCGAGCUUGACGCCGAGGCCGCCGUCGAGCCCGACUCCCUGCCGGAAAAGAGCGUGAAUAUCAAGAAGCGCAAGAUGAGCAUCCUGCAAGACUGGAUCCGUGCGGGGGUGGUUGAGCCGACGACCGAGGACGUCCGGCAGCAGAUGUCCAAGGCCGUGCUGGGGAAGCCCGAUAAGCCGAAGCGAAUAGGAGCCAAGCACAAGGCCGAAAUUGGGGCUUCCGAGUCGCCUUCUGCACAAGAAGGCGCCAAACCGCCCAAGGCACAGAAGCUGGACGACCUGUCCGACAGCCUGACGCAGGGGAUCGUGUGGCUCAUGUGGCAGCGGAACUUUGAAGAAAGGAUCAAGGAGGAGCCAUGGCUAACCUCCGAAGGACCUCCCUUUGAACCGGAUGUUGAAGAUUUGAGCGUUGAUGACCAAAAGAAAGAAAAAAACAGAAAGAAAGCAGCGAUAAACUCGGCAACUGCGAAACGGACCAAAAAGAAACCGAAGCCAGUGCCGCCAAAGGACGAAUUGUAG
Molecule: messenger RNA, 1152 nt
Organism: Lasiosphaeria miniovina
Lineage: Eukaryota; Fungi; Ascomycota; Sordariomycetes; Sordariales; Lasiosphaeriaceae
Product: mitochondrial resolvase Ydc2
Exons: 1
Coding region: 1-1152 (383 amino acids)
Cellular component (GO): mitochondrion
Molecular function (GO): flap-structured DNA binding; Y-form DNA binding; crossed form four-way junction DNA binding
Source: RefSeq, a predicted model, not a curated record